AUGGACCCGCGCAACGUCCCAAUCCCCAGCUUCCCGACUCCCGUGAUGGACGGAGACGAUGUCUUAUAUGCGCUUCAAAGACGUCAACAGGCAUGGGGUUCUCCGAGAGGAGGUGACGCUCCUCCAAGUUUUACACAACUACAUCAACCACCGCUGCAACUGCAACCGGAAGAGCAGUUCUCUCGUUUUUCAGCUGCCCGCCAGCAAUUCUCCCUUUCAUCCAUACACCCACCCAUCCAACCAACUCCCGUUCUAGAACCCCCAACUCCUCCGCGACCUCAGGCAGUAGCUCAGGUACCUCUGCCUCCAAAGCGGUCCCCCAUAGCACAUGGGAGGCGAGAAUCGACAAAAAGUACUGGAUCAAAUUAUACGUUGGCAUGUCUAAAUUGUCGCUCCAAGAAGAUCAAGUGCCUGCUUGAAGAGGGAGGCUGCAAGAAAUGCAAGAAGCUCGGUAUCCCCUGUCCUGGUCCAGAGGUGGACGAACGCAAACGUCCCUCCUCAAAGAGACAUAUUCGCGAGUUACACCAACGCAUCCACGACCUGGAAGUUGCUCUAAAGCAGAGCGAGGCUCUACGCAAAGCCCAGGCACAAAAUUUCCAUACAAUCCGUGGGAUUGCCCAGUUCUCACCACCGGAAUCUCCGGUAUCCUUACUCCGGCAAAAGGUGCCGGAUAACAUUAUUGCACGUCUCUGCGAUGGGCGAUACCAACUAAACUAUGAUUCUAACGGACAGCUGCGAUAUUUUGGCCCGACCUCGAGCUUACACCUGACCGACACGGUGGCAACGUCUAUCGUUCGGUCCUGGGGAGAAUACCAAGUUAGCCCUAAGAUAGAGGUUUGCGAGAUCGAUGCUGAAACCCAAGAUUACUUGCUGAAUCUCUACUGGAAAUUUCAGCACACCGAGCUUCAAAUCCUUCACAAAGAUGCAUUUCUUCAUGAUAUGGCAACAGGACAGACGAAAUUUUACAGCAAGGCACUCUUGUACUGUAUCAUGUCUUGUGCCGCUCGCAUUUCACACAGACCUGAGAUCCGUGCGAUGGUACUGACGCCUGGACUCUCGGCAACUGAUGAACUCCCACCUCUAUUCGCUGCUGCUUCAAAGCUAGUUGACGAAGAGUUGAAAAACCCACAAAUCACAACGAUCCAGUGUUUGCUGCUGUUAUCGGUGAUUUACUGUGCUUUCUCUCAAGACACAAAGGGCUGGGUUUUGACGGAUAAAUUUUCUCCAACGGACAUUGAGGCACGCUCGAUUACAUUUUGGGGUUGCGUCAUAUUCGACAGAUUGUGGUCACUCUACCUUGGUCGCCAGUAUUGUUUACGUCUUGAUGGAGAAGUGACAGUGCCUCGGCCGGCGGCGACGGCUGCCGUGAGCGGGAUGAUAGCUACCUGGGAAGCUCGGAAUCAAAAUAAAUGCACUAUGAGUCGGGUCAACGAGCUGGGUGAGCGCCUCAAGACGUGGUAUAGCGGACUUGACCCUUCGUUGCAAUACCAGAGCAACUCACCACCCUCGGUCUCAGUGAUGCAUGGUAUCAGCCUGCACAUCAUAUCGACUGUCUCGACGACGCUUAUUGCCGAUAUAACAGAACGGCGACACGCAGACGUCAGCCGAGAAUUCCACUGUUUGAUAAUAUGUGUUCGGACAUUGCUCGAGCUAGAACAGACCUACCUUGUUGCUUUGCAAGUCCGAAAAGUUAUUGAGGUGGUUAUCCGGAUAUGUAAUCUUGAAACCCACGAGUUACAAGUUGCGUCUCUGUUACCUGAGGGGUUCCAUAUCGGAGCUUCGUUUACACCGACAUCGUCUGCUGGCCGGACGGAAAGUUCUCAAGACGAAGACACCAGAGGCACAGAACAAGACUCAGAUUCGAGUAUCAUACUACAACGGUUCCGCGGAGAUGCUCCGCCGCCACCCAUCACCGAUGCCAUACAGAUGCCGGAACCGCCUUACAUGGGGAUGGCAUACAACCCCUUUCCGCUUCUUGAAGGGAUGCAAGUACAUCCUCAUCCGGCAACGAUGGCUGGUGAUAUACAUGUCACCUACCCAUGUACUCAAUAGUUGUUACGUUUAGCACUCAAAGUCACGAUACUGUUUUUUCUCUUAUACCUGACGGUGUAUGGGCGGGAGGGUUCGGUUUGAGGCGUUUAAUUAGCGAGCUGGAUAGCAUAUCGGGGGGCUUAUUCUU
Molecule: messenger RNA, 2179 nt
Organism: Nannizzia gypsea CBS 118893
Lineage: Eukaryota; Fungi; Ascomycota; Eurotiomycetes; Onygenales; Arthrodermataceae
Exons: 5
Coding region: 1-2052 (683 amino acids)
Biological process (GO): regulation of DNA-templated transcription; DNA-templated transcription
Molecular function (GO): DNA-binding transcription factor activity, RNA polymerase II-specific; zinc ion binding; DNA binding
Source: RefSeq, a predicted model, not a curated record